Molecule: messenger RNA, 2088 nt
Organism: Lindgomyces ingoldianus
Lineage: Eukaryota; Fungi; Ascomycota; Dothideomycetes; Pleosporales; Lindgomycetaceae
Product: SGT1-domain-containing protein
Exons: 4
Coding region: 1-2088 (695 amino acids)
Cellular component (GO): nucleus
Source: RefSeq, a predicted model, not a curated record
AUGAGCGAGAGAAAUAGAGGAAUUGAGCGGCGUGUUUGUUUACAAAUGGCGCUGACAGGGGUUGGCGGGCCUCGGGCGGCUGAAGCGAAAACACGUGUGCCAAGCCUGGCUCAAAAGUCGCCCGCCACUGUUGUUGAGUGUCCCUUCGUUGCCAAUAUCACAUUCACCUUCACCUGCAUCUCUCCCCGGCUUCUCGCGAUUUUCCAGCACUCCGCAGGCCUAGUAGGCACAUCAUAUCUAGUCACCAUGUCCAAUGUCCCAAGAGACGACUUCAAAUGGUUCGGCGAAGGCUUCACAGGCUUCCCAAAACACCUACCCGAAGACGUUGUUGAAUACACCAUUUUCAUCCUUAAUACCGCCCUUUCUGGCACCCACACCCGGGAGCGCCUCCAGGCCUUCCAACGCGCCCUCACCUCUCUCUCUCAGAAAUUUCUCAAAGAUUACAUCUGGCAACGUGAUUCCAUCACCCUCUCACUGCAGCGUGAAGGUAGACUAUGGCUGCUCAAAGGCCGUACAAAUUACGGAGACAGUGUUGCGGACGAGUGGCUGAUCGUCUAUUUUCUGCGCGAACUAAGUAAAGAGUUUCCAGAUGCUUGGAUCCGCAUUCACGACACCGAUGGCGAGUUCCUCCUCAUCGAAGCCGCAAACGCGCUGCCGAAAUGGCUGAGUCCUGAAGUCGCGGAAAAUAGAGUCUGGAUUAACAAUCAUCGUCUCGUCAUUAUCCCUCUCUCGAAACAAGAAAACAAAAUUCCAGCGCCGUUGGAUCUAAACGAGGCACUCGAAAUCAUCAAAGAAACUCCAGCAAAAUUACUGCAGAUACAGAAAGUCGAAGAAGAAGCAUUCCACCGCCUGAAGAACUACCCGGCAGCAAUAUCCACAAAUCAGCACCAUGCUACUAUUCCUCUUCCUCGGAAAGUCGCAUAUAUCCUCUACAGCAAUCCGUCGUACAUCGCGUCUGUAGUCGAAGCUUUCUAUCUCCGAGAUCCAAUCUCUCUCCGACUCAUUCAGCCCGAGAAGGCGCGGAAGCCUCUGUCGUUCACCCCAGAAGAUUUCGUACAGGUGAGUGUCAGGUUUACGAAGGUCUUGUAUGCACAGCUACGAAGUCAGGAAUGGGUGCCGCCUGGACCGUGGGGGGAUGCUCUUGCGAGGCUGGUUGAGGGAGAAGGGAAGACGUCAUCUGUGUGGAGAGAGAAGGCGGAGAUCGCGAUUAAGGUGGCUGCGGGGCUGGAAAUGUUGGUGCAGCAUAAGAUCUAUGGUGACAAGAAGGCUGUUCGAGAAAUUGGGCUGCUGUUAGAGGAUAUUGCGUCUGGUGAUGAUGUGCUCCCGAGUGAUGCAGAGGUUGCGGAGUGGCCGAAACGGGAGGAUGACGAGUCGUGGCUAGAUAUCGACUUUACGGACUUUGAACGCGAGCUCUCAGGGAAGGGGAAACCGGGUGAAAGUGGAGGGAAUGGUGGCUUCGGGGAUAAAGCAGCACUGGAAAAUCUCCGCAAAAUGACUGAACGCUUUAAUACCUUCCUAGACGACGAAGACGCGGGCCUAGACGGUGCUACAGGCCUUGGUCUCGACCCCAUGGAUAUUGACAACGACUCUGACUCCGAAACCCGAGAGUGGGACGAUCCGGAGGACAGCGAGGAUGAGGACUCCGACGGCGACGACGAGGGGUUUGACGAAGACGAGUACAAGCAAGUGCUGGAUCGGUUCAUGGCGUUGAGUUCGGCAGAGAAAUCCGCGCUCUUGGAUGAAGCGCGAGAACUAGCCAGAGAGCAGGAAGCAGAGGACGAGGAGGACGAGGAGAUCCGGAAGUUGAGUGAAGCGAUGGAGGCAGAACUUUUCAGUCACGGGGCCUUGAAACUCGACUCUGAAAUGAAACCAAAAAAGAGCCAAAAUAAGGGGAAGGGUAGGGUCGAAGAGACGGUCGAAGAGGAAGAAGAUGCUGCUGAGGAUCUUCUGGAUGAAGAUUACAAUCUCGUCAAUAAUUUACUUCAGAGCUUCAAGGGGCAGGCAGGGAUGGCAGGGCCCGCAGGGAAUCUGAUGGGCAUGAUGGGCGUGCAUCUGCCACGAGAUGCGGACGACGAGCGCAAAGGCUGA